UAAAUACAUGCAAGGUCGUUAGCAAGGAAUUAAAAGAGUUAAUUGAGAAUUCCUGGUUCUUGCAAAAUUACACUUUGAGAACAAAAAAUAUCAUGGGAUAUUUUGUUCAAACACUCCAACACAAUAUUUCUUUUUCCACAUUUGUGUCCAUUGACCCAACCUUGAAGAUUCCAAAUAUUUCUAUCAAGUGUUUCGGGAAAGACAUAAGGAUCUUGGCAUCUUCUAACCAAGGAAUUUUGUGCUGCCAAAGGUAUAAACAUAGGUCUUGUGAGUAUUUUGUUUGUAAGCCAAGCACUGGACAAUAUGCUGUGUUGCCUAGCCCGAACGGGAAAAAAAGGUUCUUCGAACUAGUUGCUUUGAUGAUUCUUAAAUCAAAUCCUCUACACUACAAAAUAAUCAAAUACUCAGAUGCUCGUCAUUCGCCAUCUAACAAAAACAACUACAUAUGUGAGAUUUUCGAUUCGAAAAUUUGGUCAUGGAGACAGACAGAAAACCUCAUAACCGAACGAUCCACGAUUUUCGACCAUCAAUCACCUGUUUGUACAGGCGGCUUAGUGUAUUGGCUUACUAACCGCAACACAAUUUUGAUUUUCGACUCCGCAACUGAGACUCACUUGGAAUUCGCGGGACCAUUAGCGGCUACCGAAGAGAAUAGAAGUUACAUGUAUGAAAGAAUUGUUGAGUACAAGGGAAGGUUAGGGUUUAUAUGCAAGUACAAAUCCGAUGAAUUGGUGCUUUGGGGGCUAGAAGACCGAACAAAUUAUAGGUGGGAGAUAAAGAGAAUUGUGGGGAUCGAUAAGGAGAAAAAUAGGUUGAUAGGGUGCAAUCUUGCAGACAUGGCAUUGAUGCUUGGAUAUAGAGAUCAAGUGUACGCACAAAGUGGUUUUUAUAACCCUAGGGAUAUUUUCCCGUUCCAGUCGAAUUCGGAGCCCAUGGAUCUGGAGGAUGGAUGCAUGCUAAGUUGCUUGGAAGAGAUGAUGAACGACUGUUAGAUUUAUCUAUCUCAUUAUAUUAAUGCAUAAUUUUCUGGAAUUUGUAUAGUUACAUACAUGUAUUACAUACAAAACCUAUAUUACUUUGCAAGAUGAGAUUGUGUGUCACUGUGUGAAAGCUUCAAAUAGACUAAAAUAAAAUUGAUUUUCUUCAAAGGA
Molecule: messenger RNA, 1151 nt
Organism: Ipomoea triloba (trilobed morning glory)
Lineage: Eukaryota; Viridiplantae; Streptophyta; Magnoliopsida; Solanales; Convolvulaceae
Exons: 2
Coding region: 93-992 (299 amino acids)
Source: RefSeq, a predicted model, not a curated record